Messenger RNA from Glycine soja, 1110 nucleotides. RefSeq lists its product as uncharacterized. Gene Ontology annotation, molecular function: nucleic acid binding; zinc ion binding. The coding region runs from base 1 to 1110 and encodes 369 amino acids. NCBI's taxonomy places the organism in Eukaryota, Viridiplantae, Streptophyta, Magnoliopsida, Fabales, Fabaceae. The transcript has 2 exons. The record is from RefSeq and is a predicted model, not a curated record.
AUGUAUGGGAAGUAUCGCGGUACGCUGUUAAUUGCAACAACACAAGAUGGAAAUAGUCAUUUUCUUCCACUUGCAUUCGCUGUGGUUGAGGGGGAAACAUUAACAGCGUGGUCAUGGUUUUUGACACACUUGCGUGAACAUGUCACAGAUAAAGAUGGUAUCUGUCUCAUUCCUGAUCGUCAUGCAAGUAUAAAGUCAGCUGUUGCGAAUGAAGCACUUGGGUGGCAACCUCCUCAUGCGUAUCAUGUGUAUUGCGUGCGCCACAUUGCAAGAUACACCCCGUGUAAGCAUAUUUUUGAUAGAAAUUUUGAUAAAUUUUGUGAGCUAAGUCCCCCAGUAAAAGCAUGGAUUGGGAAGAUCUCAAAAGAAAAAUGGACAAUGGCAUAUGACAAAGAAGGCCGUAGAUACGGUCAUAUGACAACCAAUCUAUUGGAAUGUGUAAAUAAAGUUUUUAAGGGAUGUCGCAAUGUACCAAUAACUGCCCUUGUGAAGUCAACAUACAGCAGGUGUCGAAAGUAUUUUGUUGAUCGUGGUCGUCAAGCACAAAGGGAAAUACGCGAUGGUCAAAUAUAUUGCUCACACGUCAUGAAAAAACUUCGGGAAAAUCAAGAAAAGGCUUGUUCUCACAUUGUUCGGACAUAUGAUAUUCAGAGAACAAUAUUUGAGGUUGAGGAGGCUUUCGACCCUAUGACUCAACGAGGUGGACAUAAAUGGACAGUUAACUUGAAUGAGCGCUACUGUCAAUGUGGACAAUUUACUACUUACCACUAUCCGUGCUCUCAUAUCAUUGCUGCGUGUGGUACUGUUAGCAUCAACUUCUAUCAAUAUAUAGAUGUUGUGUACACAAAUGACUACAUAUUACAUGCUUACUCUGCACAAUGGUGGCCUCUUGGGAAUGACGAUGCGAUUGUCCCAUCUGAUGACCCGUGGACACUUGUGCCUGAUCCAAGUUUUAUUCGUGACAAAAAAGGAAGGCCAAGAUCAACACGAUUAAGAAAUGAAAUGGAUUGGAGGGAGCCAUCGCAAAGUCGCUACAAGUGUGGCAGAUGUGGGACAGUAGGACACAACCGACGUAAUUGUCCAUUGCAAUCUCAACAAGGCAGUUGUUGA